Molecule: messenger RNA, 2501 nt
Organism: Cornus florida
Lineage: Eukaryota; Viridiplantae; Streptophyta; Magnoliopsida; Cornales; Cornaceae
Product: probable serine/threonine-protein kinase PBL19
Exons: 4
Coding region: 674-1954 (426 amino acids)
Biological process (GO): protein phosphorylation
Molecular function (GO): ATP binding; protein kinase activity
Source: RefSeq, a predicted model, not a curated record
AGAUUGAAAGAAUACCAAAAGUCUUAAGCGGUUGAACAAAAUCUGGAAAAGAGAUCUGACGUCAAUAACACCAUUCAUUUCUGUUUCUCUUCUUUCUUGGUUUCACGCCUUCUUCAUAACCCAAUCUCUCUCUCUCUCUCUCCAAUUUUCAUCUCUUCCCAUCUGGGGUUGUCUUUACCCUUCUUCAAUUCUCAUUUGAUAUGCUUUUCUCGUUUGGGUUUUGCAUUUUCUAGCUCUUUUACACACACCUCUGUCUCUGUUUUCAACCUUUUCCUCCUCUUACCACCUUGGGUUUCAGUUUUGUUUCAGUUCAUUCUGUGUUCUCUUCAACAAAAAUUUCACCUGGGUCUUUAUUUUGAUGUUUUCUACUAAAAUUUAUGUGGUUUCCAUCUGGGUUUUCUUUUAUUUGUGAUAGAAAUCUCUCUCCUCUCUCUCCUGCGUUUUCUUUGUUUGAAAUUUCUUAAUCUCUGAUUUAAUCUUAUUUGUGUUAGAAAUCUCUCUUUCUCCCUUUCCCUCUCUCCUGGAUUUUCUUUUAUUUGUGUUAGAAUUCUCUCUCUCCCUCCGGGGUUUUCUUUUAUUUGUGUUAGAAAUCUCUCUCUCUCUCCAUUAUAUGUUCAAACCAACAAAUAAUUGCUAAUACUUCUUUUUGUCAACUCUGUUUCUGCCCUUUUCAAUGAAGUGUUUCUAUUACUUGAAGAACAGAGCCAGAAGUAGAGAACAAAGAUCAGCACCGGAACUAAACAACCUGAGCAAAUCCGAUGUUUCGGCAGCUGAUAGGGUGAGCAAGUCUUCAUGUUCUGCAUCUUCGCAGCGCGGCAUUCCGGAAUUGUAUGAAGAGAAAGCUCAGAAUUUGAGGGUCUUCUCAUUCUCAGAGCUGAGGCAGGCAACAAAUGAUUUCAGUAGGCUGUUUAAGAUUGGGGAAGGUGGAUUUGGGACUGUUUAUAAAGGUUCAAUCAAGCCUGUUGAUAAAAAAGGUGAUCCAGUUAUGGUUGCUGUUAAAAAGCUCAACAGAGAUGGAUUUCAGGGUCAUAAACAAUGGGUAGCAGAAGUACAAUUUCUUGGUGUUGUGGAGCACCCGAAUCUUGUCAAACUUAUCGGAUACUGUGCUGCGGAUGGAGAAAGAGGGAUCCAGCGGCUGCUCGUAUACGAAUUUAUGCCAAACAAGAGCUUGGAAGACCAUCUUUUUAACAGGGCAUACCCAAAUCUUCCUUGGCAAACAAGGUUACAGAUAGUGCUUGGAGCAGCUCAAGGACUGGCUUAUUUGCAUGAAGAACUAGAAGUCCAGGUGAUAUAUCGUGAUUUUAAAUCAUCAAAUGUUCUCUUGGAUGAGGAUUUCAGACCAAAGCUUUCGGACUUUGGACUUGCCAGGGAGGGACCAACCGCUGGGCAUACUCAUGUGUCAACCGCAGUUAUGGGAACAUAUGGAUAUGCUGCUCCAGAUUACAUUCAAACAGGACAUCUAACAACUAAGAGUGAUGUAUGGAGUUUUGGUGUGGUAUUAUAUGAGGUCCUAACGGGCAGGCAGUCACUGGAAAGGAAUCGACCGAAAACAGAGCAGAAACUUUUGGAAUGGAUAAAACAGUUCCCAAUUGAUGGUAAGAAAUUUGUGAUGAUAAUCGACCCGAGACUUGAAAAACAGUACCCUCUUCAUGCAGCUAGAAGAUUUGCCAAGUUAGCAGAUAGCUGUUUAAUGAAAAAUGCAAAGGAUCGGCCAAAGAUGAGUGAGGUGGUCGAGAGCCUGAAGCAGAUAAUCCAAGUUACAGAUGAAGAAAGCCUCUCUGAGAAAAGUUCCGAAUGCAACGAUGACACAAUUGACUCAGACAAGAAGCCAGGUCAAAUGGGAACCUCCGAAUCUGUGAAAAGGCGGAUGUCACAUUUGGCUAAACUGAGCGAGCAUGUCGGAGGAGUUAGUAGAAGACGAUUUAUGAUCUUGCAGAGAGCAAAAGCGACUUAGAUGAUGUGGUUUUGCUGUGAAAUUGGGGUUUUGUUUCUUUGGUAGAUUAAUGAUUCUUUUGCAGGAUCAUCAUGAAAGAGUACAGAAGGGGAGGUUAAAACUUUAUUCAACUAAAUUAAACUUGUCGAGGCUUAGGAAAAUUGAACCUAUUUUGGAUGUUGUCAGGUUAGAGCAGUGUUCUGCCAUUUGAAAAUUUUUUUUUUUCGGGAAAAAAAAAUGAAAAAGAAGAAGAUAAUGGCUUCUGUCAGGUACAUGUAACGCAAUGAGAGAUCAUAUCAUAUGGCAGAUAUUUUUCAAAAAAAAUUUUAAAAAAAUUUCCCCCUUAAAAAAAUAAUAAUAAAGAACUAGAAAGCAUGCUGUUGUAGAUUGCUAUUUUCAAUGAAAAGUGUAGAAAUGUAUGAAAAAUUCUAUGGAAAAAAAUUGGUUUUGUUAAUGGCUUUCUUGACAUAAAUUGUUGAUGGUUUUUUGUUUGUUGGUGUUGGGCCUGUUGGCUCAUGUUAUAAAGCUCUUGCAGUCGCAAUAAUGGACUUUUAGGUCAAUGUUGCCA